Rangifer tarandus platyrhynchus (Svalbard reindeer) is the source of this 510-nucleotide messenger RNA. The record is from the annotation of a GenBank genome assembly. NCBI's taxonomy places the organism in Eukaryota, Metazoa, Chordata, Mammalia, Artiodactyla, Cervidae.
AUGACUUCAAGGGUCCUUUCUCCAAUACUUAAAAAAACCACCACCCCCUGGGAAUCCCUUGUAUGCCUCCUGUCCUACUUGCCUCAGAGGGACUCACCGAGAACUCAGUCCCUGUGCGAGAACCACUCCCCGGCCCGCCCCGUCUUACAUCUCUCCCGCUUCCUCUGGCAGCCCCAGGCCCUCCUGUUCUCUCUCCCUGUUGACCCUCCUCCCCUUAACCCACCCUGCCUCCCUGUCCUCUCCGCCACCUCCUGCCGGACCACCCUGGGCCAUCCAGCCCCCGUGUGCUUGCUCUUAGGCCCUGACCUGACCCUUGACAACAGCCAGAAUGUUCUUCAAGGCACAGCCUCCAUAUUCUCCAUGAAUCCUAUAGACUUCAAGUCACGCAGGCCUGAGUUCAAACCCAGAUCCUGCCACUCUGUGACCCAGGGCAAACUCCUGAAAGUCAGCUUUCUAAAUCUAAAGAAUGGAAGUAAGAGUCGUUGCCACCUUACUAGGGAGUCAGAAUGA